AUGGCUGCUACGCUGAGCGGGACCUUUACUUCCGCUCCUGACACUCCAUCACCCGUUUUCCCAGAACGUUUAAUCCGCCCCCUGCCGAAACGUCCUAUACGCUCGCGCCUAUCUCCCGAGGCGGCGGAAUCUAUACUAUACCCUCCCGCCCCGCCCACCCCGCCUGCAACUCAGGUCUUCUACGGUUCCUACGCUGGGAAUGGCGAUGUCGUAAAUGAUGCCAAGGUUUACGUGCAACAGAACAACUAUGGACACGAACACAGUCCUGAAGGUGACCAUCGUCACCCGUACGAUGAUGGUGGAGACAGUGGUGAUGAAGACGGUCCUGUGGUUGUUCGUCGGAGCGGGGGAUUUCAUCGAUCGUCCCUCUCCCCUACUGGUGAGACUCGUCAGAAAUUCGUAAAGCAUUUGGAAGACAUUCCGACCAAAACUGCAUCUGGGCUUGAUGGUUAUGAUGCCUUUGAGAAUACGAACAAUAAAAAAAAGAGGAAAAUACCCACGUCUGGGAACCCUGGGAGUCACUCCAAUAUAUCUGCGGAUAUGGUGACUAUGGGUAUUUCCGCCAAUGGCGGAAGUGGAGCGUCUUUGGAUGAUGGAAGCGGGACCGGCUCAUAUUACGGAACGGGGAAUCCGGCUUCUCCUGCGGGGAAUGGCAUAUCAGGCCCCGGGAGAGGGCGUUAUGGACGGAAUGCUGGUCGUGCCGUGAGCGGGAGGACACCCCUUGCAGCCCAAAACCCUAACAGUUGGUUAGGAGGUCGGCCUGGGCCUGGUCGCAAGGAUGUGGCAACUUCACUUGCUCAAGAAUCAAUUGGAAUAAUCUCUGCGGCAAUAGCCAAUGCAGCAGCCCUCUCAUCAUCAGCACCACAGGGACAUGAAAACGCUAGUCUGCUAGAUCAAACAAGGAAGUCAUCGCCGACGAAUACGCAGUUCACCUUCACUUGUGAAUCAGAUUCAUCCAAAGGCAUGGCAUGGCAAACCCAAAACGUCUAUACGAUUCAACAACAACAUCGUGUCGCCAAUCCGCCGCUUUUUACAGCGCCGCCUGGCCAAAAGGGAUUCUCAACACAAGGGACUCAGACAAGCCCGAACAUGGCCUCGCAGCCAAACCACCAAGGCCAGGCACUACCCCAACACCCUUCCCAAAGCGGGCAAAACCCUCCCGCAGCUAGUGGCAAGAAGACACGACGAUCUCCCGCGAGCAUCUAUGCCUUGGCCGCUCGCCAACGUCGGCUCCAACAACAGUAUACAAACCUCCACCACCCCCCUAACAUCGACGAAAUCUGGAUCUGCGAAUUCUGUGAAUAUGAAAGCAUCUUCGGCCACCCUCCCGAGGCACUGAUUAGGCAAUAUGAAAUUAAAGAUCGCAAAGAACGGCGCCGGCUGGCGGAGAAGAGAAGAUUGCUUGAAAAGGCAAAGAUGAAGGGGCGAAAGGGUAAGAAAGCAACAAAAAAUGCUGCUAAAGCCGCAGCGCAGCAGCAGCAGCAACAACAACAACAACAACAACAACAGCAACAACAAUCGACACAUCAUCCACAGGGUGGAUACGAUCGACACCCAUCUGCAGUGGCAGCCGAUCAUCUCGAUCCCACCAGUACUGGCACACUGCAAGGAGACAGCUACGGUGACGACAAUAUCCCUGAGGAAUACGAAGAUCACGCCUCAGUCUCCUCCGCACCUCGCGCACAGCCCGCAGCCCACCAUAGCGCCCCCGCCAAGCAACCCGCACCAGCCAGCAACCAUCCCAAAGUCGCUGCAGGGACACCUUCUGCGACCAAAGGCGUGGCUGACGAUGGGACUGGGCGGGUUGGAUGA
This is a messenger RNA of Paracoccidioides brasiliensis Pb18, 1812 nucleotides long. RefSeq lists its product as uncharacterized. The record is from RefSeq and is a predicted model, not a curated record. The transcript has 3 exons. Bases 1 to 1812 code for a protein of 603 amino acids.